AUGACGGCGGACCGAUCGCACAAGGUCGCCGAUGAGCCCGCCGCCGCAGGCAGGCAAAGACCUGAAAGGAAGAAGAGGAAGUGGGAUCAGCCCGCGGAGGACUUGGUCUCCGCGGCGGUGAAGUCUGCUGCCGUGGCGGGGAUUCCUGUGAUGAAUUUCGGUGCUUUUCCUGGCGUUGCAUUGCCCGGCGUCACUGCGUAUGGAGCUGGUACAUUGCCGAGUGUAGUCCCUGUUCCAUAUUCGUUGCCGCCCCAUAUUGCGCCAUCGGUGCCGCCCCGUAUUGCGCAAUCGGUGCUCCAGAAUGCUGCUGUUGCAGUUCAGAAAUUGAGUCAGGCAAAAAUACCAGAUGAGGUCAUUGCACGUGAAAUUGUUAUAAACGAUGCAGAUCCAUCUGUGCGAUAUAAGCUUACAAAACGACAAACACAAGAAGAGAUUCAGAGAUACACAAACACUGUCAUCAUUACCAGGGGAAAAUACCACCCUCCAAAUGAACAUCCUGAUGGUGAAAAGCCACUCUAUCUACAUAUCUCUGCUGGAUCUCAGUUGAAAGAUACCGCUGAGCGCAUUAAGGCAGUUGACCGUGCAGCUUCAAUGAUUGAGGAAAUAUUGAAACAAGGAACAAUCUCAGAGUCUAUAUCGGUCCCUUUCUCCUCUAGUGGUGGACAGGCUGUUCGUCCUUUUAGUGCCUCGAUAUUUUUGGAUUUUGAUGCAGAUCCAUCAUUGAAUAUCGCAGCUCGAAUCCGUGGUCCAAAUGAUCAGUACAUAAAUCAUAUCAUGGGAGAAACAGGGGUCACUGUUGUACUAAGAGGGAAAGGUUCAGAGAAUCUUGGCAGUUGUCAUGGUGAAGCCUCACAACAACCUCUACACCUAUACCUCGCAAGUAUGCAUUUAAAGAACCUAGAAGCUGCAAAAGUUUUGGCAGAGAACCUCCUUGAUACAAUAGCAGCAGAAUUCGGUGCUUCCAGGAUUUCUUCUUCAAACGUAUAUGGUGCUGUUCCACCUCCUCAGCAGUUGUUAGCUGGUACUGACACCUCAGGAGCGAAAUCAGAUGUUCACUAUACUUUAGGGCUCAAUGUGUUAUCAGGAGCUCCACAUUCCUCUGCAUCUACUGCAGCUAUUGCUCCUGUUGUUGCUCCUGCAGUGGCAGUGCAAUCAGGGGCUCCAACAUAUUCUGGGGUUCCACCACCCAGUAACAUGGCCAAUCCUAUUCCACCAGUAAAUGGUGGGGCAUUUUACAGCGGUUAUGGGGACAUUUAUCCCCAAGCAACUCCAUUGCAGCAGGUGGCAUUCACACUCAAGCAUGCCUCGUCGUCGGCAGCUCAGGCUGUUCCAGUAACGUCCACACCAACAAUCAUGGCGACAAAGGAGAACUCAACCUUGGAUGUGGAGAUGGAUAAACGUUCCCGAAGAAAAUUCCAGGAACUACCGGUCUCAAAGGGUCCAGCAACAGAAAGUCAGAACUCACAACUGGGGUCCAAAUUUGUUAAGACAGGUUUAGAUAGUUUAGGUAACAUUGGGAGCUCAUCAAUUGCACCUCCAAAGAAAGUUCAUCCUGGAUCAAAUGGAAUGCUUCUGCCAGAAGAAGCGGACGUGUCAUCACAUCUCUCUAUAUCCACUAAGAUGCCACCACCACCCCUGAAGAGCAUGCUGCCGCCGCCACCCAAAAACAUGCCACCGCCACCGCCACCGCCCAAGAGCAUGCCUCCGCCGUCACCGCCCAAAAACAUGCUACCGCCACCGUCUAAGAGCAUGCCUCCGCCGCCACCAAAAUUCCCUUCAGAUGAGUUAUUGUCAAGAAACGAGGACAAGACUUUUGCUUUAAAGGAGCUGACAGCACCUCCAAGGCCCUUGGAUGCAAGAUCAGUCUUGCCAUCUCAACGACAACCAAAGGAGCCUGAGGAACAAACAAAAGCCACACCUGUGUCUGAUACUUUGCUGAAACUUAUUGAUUAUGGAGACGACGACGAUGACGAUGACGACGAUAUUGAUGUGACAGACAACAUACCUAAGGGCAAUCCAACUCCUGGUUCAGAGCAGAAACCAUUUUGA
Molecule: messenger RNA, 2049 nt
Organism: Miscanthus lutarioriparius
Lineage: Eukaryota; Viridiplantae; Streptophyta; Magnoliopsida; Poales; Poaceae
Source: the annotation of a GenBank genome assembly